Molecule: messenger RNA, 6141 nt
Organism: Poecilia reticulata (guppy)
Lineage: Eukaryota; Metazoa; Chordata; Actinopteri; Cyprinodontiformes; Poeciliidae
Gene: znf385a
Product: zinc finger protein 385A
Cellular component (GO): nucleus
Molecular function (GO): zinc ion binding; nucleic acid binding
Source: RefSeq, a predicted model, not a curated record
AACAAGAAGCAGAGAGAAAGUGAGACUGGGAAAAGAGAGUGUGUGUGUGUUUUUUUGUGCGAGACCAAAGCAGGUGCUGACUUUACAUAGCAAGGAGGACGUUCCCCAGUUUUUCUUUGUUUUUUUUCUUCUUUUGAAGCCUCCUGUGAAAUGGUACAGAUGAAAGGAAAGUGCUUGUCAGCUGUUUGCUGGAGACCACUGCAUUUCCUCUUGGCUGCUGUGGAGUAGAAGAUCAGGGCUCUGUAGCCCUCCCCCUUGUGAUUGGCUGUCACACUUUAGGCUCAACCCUCCUACCCCCCUCGCUCUCCUCUCUCUUUCUCCCCUUCACCGUCCUCUGCUCCUCACACUGUCCUCAGGCAUACCUGAGCCACCGCUGAAGAAACACUGGACCCCCCCCCUCCUUCUCAUUCGCGCACUAACAUAUCCACACACUCGCAAGAGCACACACACUCUCUGUUCCACACACACAGUCUUUCACCUGGAGAGGGCAGGCGCAAGGGACGACAUGUGCAGCAGCAGCAGUAGCAGCAGCAGUCUGUCUCCACAUCCAGCACUGCCUCUCUGAGUUGCCUCUUUCCGGAGAGUGGAAGGGGGGGGGGACGACUCUGAAUUGUUUUUUUUUUUUUUUUUUUUUUUUUUUUUUUUUUUUUUGGAGCUUUUUUGUUGUUGUCUCUCGGCGAAAGCAGGAGAGACUCGGGCAAGUGGGGGGAAACACCUGCCAACCCCAGGGGAUACCAAAGGCAACACAAACCCACACAGCAUGAUUCUGGGAGGCAUUAAUCGGGCUGGGGCAGCAGUGCCGACGUUCCUGCGGACCCCCACGGUCAUCCAGCCCCACCUGGACAUGAAGCCCUUCCUACAGUUUCCUAUGGAAAGCCCACCUCCUCCACACAGCAUGAGUCUCUUCCACAACUUCAACACCAUGGACCCCGUGCAGAAGGCUGUGAUAAACCACACCUUCGGAGUACCUCUGGUCAAGACCAAGCGGCCGGUCAUCUCCUGCAACGUCUGUCAGAUCCGGUUCAACUCAGAGAGCCAGGCGGAGGCCCAUUACAAGGGGAACCGCCAUGCCAGGAGAGUCAAAGGCAUUGAAACAUCCAAGAGUCGCCCCCAGGAGGGGGACAAGCCUCACGCCCUGACCCAGACCUCAUCCCCGUCUCCACCUGGAGCCCCUGGCAUUUCCCAGGAUUGUGAUCCUGGGAAAGCAGAUGAUACACGACCUCUGUCGCAGUUAAGCGAGCCCCUUCUGGCUUCAGGGCCCCUUCCCUCACUACCCAAUCCCCCCACCCCGCCCAUGGAUUCCCCAAUGACGUCAGUGUGCCCACUUCUUCCAACUCAGACUCCCCCCCUGAUCCCCCCGACCAGCUCCUCCCCCGGCUGCGGCAGUGCCAGCUCAGACCAGCCCGGGUCUGGACCGCCAGCUUCAGGAGUGUCAGCCGCCCCGGCUUCCAGCAGCCCGUCCAACCCGGAGACGGAGGAAGACAAGGCCAAAAAGCUGCUGUACUGCUCACUGUGCAAGGUGGCUGUCAACUCACUCUCACAGCUGGAAGCCCACAACAAAGGCACUAAACACAAAACCAUACUGGAGGCACGAAGCGGGCUUGGUCCUAUUAAGGCGUACCCUCGCCUGGGUCCAAAGCCCAUUGGAGAGCAGGGAGGGGGGCCAGUGGACCCCAACACUCAGGAACGAACCUUCCACUGUGAGAUUUGCAACGUGCGGGUGAACUCUGAACUGCAACUCAAACAGCACAUAUCAAGCCGGCGGCACCGGGACGGCAUGGCAGGAAAGCCUAACCCCCUCCUCAGCCGACAUAAGAAGCACAGGGGGGCGGAUCUGACGUCUUCUUUGACCUUCUCCAAGGAUCUCACCAAAGCUUUGGGUGCGGGGCUGUUGCCCAACCCGUUGGCCGUCGCCGCAGCCAUGGCCGCGGCUGCAUCCUCGAACCCGCUGGCUCUCCGCGCAGCUGCCCCUGGCCCUCACCCCCACCACCACCACCACCACCACCUCUUGCAAGGCCCACCUCUCAGCCACGCCAUCUUGAGACCCGCCCCUGGGCCCAUCCGCACCACCCAUGGGCCGAUCCUCUUCUCUCCUUACUGACACAUCGUCCUGUGACUUCAUCCCGUCAGAAACAUCCACUCCAAAAGCACACUGUGAAGAUAGAAAAAAAAAAAAAAGAUCAACAAACAGCAAUUGUUAAGGGGGGAAACAUCCAGUAGUUUAAAUGUCUGAUAGAAUAGCAAGGGAAAGGAACAGUGGGAAGGAGUACAAGUAUUAUGUGUCUCUUUUUCCCUUUACCUAAAACUCUCCGCUCACUCGCCUUCUUUUUCAAAGGACUUCUGAUGGCUCUGUAGAAAAGAUGAGUGAAGGAGAGGAUUCAUUAUGCAUCGUACUCUCUUGUACAUUUCCCAUUUCCCCUAGUCCUUCCCUUGCACUGUGGCCAAAACGAGGCCACCUCAAUAUAGAAAAAAAAACAAAGCAAAACAAAAAACUGCGCAAAUCUUUCUAGAAAUGUCAAACCAUGCAUAGUGUUAUCAUUACUAUUCUGGCGCAGGGGUUGUUUCUCCCUGUUGUUACGGCUCGACUUCUUCUCGCCACCCUAUGCACCUCCGGAACCAGGACAAUAGUGUUGCGUCAGUAGGGUAGCUGCUUCCUUCGGUCUUCGCUGUAUCCGCCGCGGCUCGCUGUGACGCUCUCCACAGUGCUGUGCGCUGUCCUUCUCUGCAGCCAGCAGUUCUUCCAUUUGUGACACUAGGUCCUCACUAGAUGCAACAUGACUUUGUCUGACAGGCCGGCGGUACUCACAGCCGAACACAUCAGACGGAGAAGGUUAGGAGAACAGAAGAGCGACUGUAGGGGAUCGCAGCCUAACCGCCCCUUGUCAUAGCCAGAGAAGGUGAGGUGAGAGGAGGGUCAGCGCGGGUCAGCGGAUGGAUUGACCACAGGAAGCAUGCAGACGCACACACACAAACACACAUAUAGUCCAGAACAAAUCUGUGUUUUAAAAUAGGUCGCACCGACUAACACUGCUGCAGGGCAUGUCUGCCAGCUUUCAUAACGGUCAGAAAACGAAGAAGACGAAAGGGGAGGGCGGGAACAGCUGGAGUCAAGCUUGUGAACAUGCCGCACUGCUGUUUUUAACACACGACAGGCCUGUACAGCUCAUAAUGUGUUCAAGGAAAGGAUGUUCUAUAGCGUUGUGGUUUAUGGUCCUGAAAAGAGCACAGGUUAUAGUUGGCGUUCUCUUUUCCGUUUACAUCAUCACCCACCGCGCUCUUUCCUCUCAGGCUGAAUUACUGUGUAGGUGGUCAGGUAUGACUUAAACCUGACCUCGUGUUCGGAUCUAUUUAUGUUGUUCCUGCAUGCGUCCUUACAAUAAGGCUCUUCAGGGACAAACUUUAGCAUCACUGGGUUGAACCCUUUCAUUCCUGCGUAGUCCUCCUCCUCCUCCUCCUCACCUGGCUGAUACCCAAAGGUUUGUUUGUUCGGGUCAAUAAAAAAAAAAAAAAAAAAAAAGUGCGUCUAUCGACAGACAAUAAACUGAAAGGGAACCGGAUGAAAAGCAUGCUUUCUUAGUUUAAGAUGAUCUUGAGCUGGAGUCAUACGAAACAUUAAAGGUGCCCAGAAGCAGAAGCCCAGGCGUCCAGCUCGAGGCAACUAUCGGUACUUCCUGUCUUACAAAUGAAAGCCAUGACACGCACCAUGAUUUGUUUUCUUUUACAAAGACUGGUGAGCACUUUGUUUUAUCUCGGUUUGGACUGUUGCUAUGUGUUUAUACUGCACAUGAAAAAAUGAGCAAAAUCGGGGUGGAAAAAAAAACAAAACAAAAAAACACAUAUAAUAUUUUUGUAGGUAGGAAACGUUUAUCAAUUCAUCCAUGAGAAGGAAGUGAAUUAAAGGGGUUGGAAUUAUUUUGGUGGAUAUCAUAAACGAGCCUGACACACUUGUGCGUUCCAUUUGUUCUCGGAAGUUGGAAGAUCUGACUUAUAAGUCAUCAUUUUGAAUUAGCAAUAAUUGUUAGAUAGUAUCUCAUAAUUAUGACUGAACUAUCUCAUAAUCACAGGACGACAUUCAUUUCUUCCCUCUCAGUGUUGGAAUUGGGCUUCAACAGAAAUGUCUGGAAUGUCAGAAUGUCCUCUUUAGUCCGAUUUUGGAAAGUCGGUGUAUUCAUCCCAUUAAUCAUAACUUGUGCAAAUUGUUUAUUUGCAUUUCUGACAGUAAUCUCAUUUAACCGGUGGCACAUAACACUGUAACAAACAUCUUUUAGUGACUGAAUGAAAAAAAAUGUAAAAACAAAUAUAUCACUAUUGGCUUCCACUGGCAGCGCCACACACAGUAACUAGUGCCAAAACAUUUGCAAAUUUUCUGACUUGCGGCUUUGAAGCAUUUUCUUCACACUUGGAGGUAUGAAGAAAUGUUGCAUUAUAAAUAUAAAUAUAAGGGGUCAAUUCUCAACAACAUAAAGUGAUGACUUUCAUCUGCGUCAUUCAGCAGCAGCAGGUUAUAGGUUGGAUAUGUCAUAUCCUGUCAUAUCCUCACAUGGCUAUGAAAAUAGCUUAUACAACUGCAACUCUUUGGCAUAAAUCAGAAAUACUGCUGCAAGCCUCAAGUACCAGUAUGAGUAUCUCGAUUUUAGUUGGAUAAACUGGUUUUCCAACUUUUAGCAGUGUUAUUCCCGACUCAGCUACGACGCUAUUCCCAGAUCAGAGCUCCGACUUCCGAGGCAACUGGAAUAGAGAAUUACAAAUAGGAUGAGGAGCCAGAUAAAGCUAGCUUAGCAACAAGUGGCUCCUGCUCGACAGCGUGAAACUGAAACCCCGUUUUUUGAACAAGAUGUACACUGUGCCCUAUCAUUGAGAAACAAUGAGCUCUAAUGUCUUACCUUUGUCUGAAUAUUGCAAUGCAAUGAGCAAUUUAUAUCAAAGUGACUUGUUAUCAUUGUUACGUCAAUGUCUGGAGUUGUUUAGAGUGGGAGCAUGCCAGAUCACAGACCUUUUCUUUUCCUUCCAUAAGAAUCUUGGACCCUCAAUGGUACAAGGGAGGAGUAGCAAAAGACGGAUGCAUAGCUCAGCACAGAGACCGACCCUUCAUAUUAAAGGGCCUUUAAACUAUGGGAAUCUCUGUUUGGGGAACAGGGUACAACACCAGGUGUAAAAGGAUUUCAGCUCGACGAUCUGUUCAACAGGCUGUGUUUUUUUCUUUUUUUUUAAUUUGGAUUCCCUACAUUGCAUUUUUCUUUUCCAAUGUUGUGAGUAGUGUACCCAAGUGAAAACGCAGAGGAAUAUUAUUAAUGCCAUUACUUAAAGAAGAAGUUGUCUCAGUGUCAGCUUCCACCAUUGUGCUCUUUUUGUUGUGGAAAGUAAUCUUUGAGUUCAUUUUGUGAGUGAGAUGCUGUUCCAAGACUUGUGCUUGCCUUCCUGUUGGUGUGUGUACCAUGUAUAUUCAAGUGUGUGAUGGGAUCUCCUCACUCCUCACCCUCCACCGGUAGCGUGCGGACGUGACCUGGAGCUAAAAAGUGCCCUGACUUUAGUGACGGAGACAAAGAUCCUGUUUGAUUUGAGGAGAUUGAUGAAUCGGAAAAGGAUUUUCAUCAUGGGAGCUGAUCUUGUAACUGGGCUAUUUCAAAGUGUUUGCAUCCCUGUUAGGCCAGUCAUUCUAGUAGCAUGACUGAAAUGUUCAAAUUGUCCUAGAUAUGUUCUCAAAGUGGAAACAGCCAUUAAAAAUCAUCCUCAUUUUUCACAUUCGGGGAAAUAAAUAGCCGAUUCCCAUUUUCUGGACUUCAUGUUAGCUGUGUUUAGGCUCCUAGCCUUAGCCUUAUUCUGCCCUCAGUCUCUCUCCGAGCAGAACCAGAGAACGAGAGAGCCCGAGAGGCUUUGGUGUAAUUUUGUCUUGCCAAUAAAAUUAUUUUUGAACUUCAUUAUCAGAGGGACAAAGAGUUUGUAUGGCAAACUGUAGCAAUACCUGACUCAUUCUGGCUACUCUUGUUUAUUGCAAUAAGAAAAUGAAACAAUAAAUGUGUAUGUGACUAAAACAUAAAUGUAAUUUAAAUAAUAAUAAUUAAAAAAAACUUUAUGGAAAAUAUUGAUAUCAAGCAAAACUAUUGUGGAAAAAAGUAAAUGUCAAUAAAUCAUGAAAUGAUA